ACUUAGGGUUUUCUUUGUCUCUCCCUAUAUAUAGCAUUCUGAUGCACCAAGAAGUUUUUAUUGAGCAAAGAUCAAUUCACAAUGAGUAAUAUUCCAAGUGAAAUAAUGAUAGAAAUCCUUUCAAGACUGCCGGUGAAGUCUGUGGUUAGAUUUAAGUGUGUUUGCAGAUCAUGGCGAUCUCUGCUUAGCCAUCCUGAUUUUGCAAGAAAGCAUUAUACGAAUAACAACAACGAGGACGACAUCAAUUCUUUCCUUGUUUUUAACAGCGCCUCCUCUUAUCGUCGGGCGGAAUUUUCGUGGUCGAAUGGCGAAAAAGAUGGCGAAAAAUUAUUAGAAUCAGCAACGAUGAGACCGAUCAACGAUAAGCUGCAUGCUGAAGUGAAAAGCUUAAAGAAGGCUGAGAUCAUGAAUUCUUGUGAUGGCAUCUUAUGUUUGGUUCUUCGUGUGGAACGCGCAGUGGUGCUAUGGAAUCCAUGCAUUAAUGAAUAUCUGAGCUUGCCUCCGCCUGAGUCGUUCGAUUUUGACAACGAUAUAUUCGGAUUUGGUUACGACUCUCGCAGUCAUAUUUAUAAGGUGGUUAGACCUCUGGCCACACACCACAGGUGGCCUUGUCGCCCGGCUCUUCAAGUCUUGAAUGUAAAUAAUAGCUCCUCGUGGAGAAGUGUUCAUAACCAUUUUCCAUCCAUGCGUAUUUUCAAGCCUAGCAUGUUACUUCCAAGGCCGGAGACACAAGUUCAUCUUAAAGGAAGUCUAUAUUGGAUAGCUAUCCUUCCCGAGAGGGGGGCGUUAUUAGUUCGUUUCGACCUAUCAGAGGAGAGAUUCUGGAAAGUUCCGUCGCCUUUCCAGCUAUCGGGUUUAUACUUUUAUUUAUGCAGUUUAGGAGGAGAGCUUUGUGUAGUAUAUAGACUAAGCACGCGAUCAGAUUCUCUUGAUAUUUGGGUUAUGAAAGAAGAAGAAAAAUGGACUAGAUUGUUUACAGUUCCGUUUUUCAACAGGUUGGGAUCCAUGAAUGAUUAUUUUACGCCGGAUUACUAUUAUACUUACGAAACACUGCCUUAUGAUUGUUUCCGACCAUGUUUCUUCUUUAACAACACUAACGAAGUUGUGAUCCAAUGCAAUUUGGUUAAAGAUUCAUACCUUACCCAUAGAGAUUAUAUGUAUGGCUAUGAGAAGAUGUUAUUAGUGUACAAUUUCCAAAGGAAUUGUUACAGAAGGAUUAACAUUAUUGGUGAUCCGCAUUGGGUUCAAUCAAUUGCUUAUACCCAGACUCUAAUUUCACCGUUUUCCUUCACCUCCACACACAUCUCCAUGCCCAUCAUUUAGUUACAGAGGAUCAUUAUUCUUUUUUUACAAGUGUAACAUAUUUUUUAUGAAAUCAAAUAUUUUGUUAAGUUUGU
Molecule: messenger RNA, 1397 nt
Organism: Mercurialis annua (annual mercury)
Lineage: Eukaryota; Viridiplantae; Streptophyta; Magnoliopsida; Malpighiales; Euphorbiaceae
Product: F-box/kelch-repeat protein At3g23880-like
Exons: 1
Coding region: 82-1323 (413 amino acids)
Molecular function (GO): protein binding
Source: RefSeq, a predicted model, not a curated record